Messenger RNA from Vespa velutina, 1183 nucleotides. RefSeq lists its product as uncharacterized. The record is from RefSeq and is a predicted model, not a curated record. The coding region runs from base 249 to 1079 and encodes 276 amino acids. NCBI's taxonomy places the organism in Eukaryota, Metazoa, Arthropoda, Insecta, Hymenoptera, Vespidae. The transcript is spliced from 5 exons.
UACCUUUAGAAAACACAUAUUAUUAUGUUAUAUAUUAAAGUUUGAAUAGUGCAUUUUGUUUACAUCAAUAAUUUAAAACGAUAAUAUUGUAAGCAAUAAUUUAAAUAAUAUGGAACUCAUUAUGAGCACAUAAUCGAAAAAAGAGAAGAAAUAAUCUAAGAUAAUUAGAAACUCGAAUGAAGAAAAAGUAAACAAUAAUUUAAAGGUUAAAAUAUUCAUUACAUUCUGUAUAUUUUUUUCUAACCACCAUGGACAAACAUAAAUUAGAUAUUCAAGGAAACCAAAGUCGAUACGUAGCAACGCCAGAAAUGAAAAAGAAAAAUGUAUCAAAUAACACGUCUAUUAACGUUGCAUCAUCUUCUGGACAAAAAGCUAGAAUAAAUUAUGAUUUUAUACACCCAAAUAAUCUCUUUCAAAAGAAAAAAACUAUGUCGAGACAUUCGAUGUUGCCUUCUCACAUAUUAUUAGAAUCAUCGAAGGAGGAAGAAGCAAGAACCAAAGAUAUGGAAUUAAAAUUAUUGUAUAAUGAUUAUCUUCAAGUUAUUAUGUUAGAGCAUCUGACAAAAAAUAAAUCAGAAGACAUGAAAAAGACUAUUAUUAGACAGUUAGCUGAUAUUGCAAGAGAAUGUGCAUCCGAUGAAGAAAAAUUACUUAAAUUAAAGACUAGAGAAAGGGAUAUAAUGCAUUUAAGUAUUGCUCAAACAGAAUUAGAUGCUCAAAUUGAAGAAAUAAAUGAAUACAUUAGAAGUGGUAAGAUAGAUUCUAUAAAAGAUAUUAUGUCACAUUUGUGUUCGGUUUUGGAACCUUUGGAUCAAUUACGAUGUAAAAAUAUAAUUCUUCCUGAGAAAACGGAAGAAUGGUUAGAAUUAGAAGAAACUCUUAAAGAAUGCAAAAAUACUCUUCAACAUAUCAGAGAAUUGAUAAACAAUAAUUUACAAACAUAUCAAGCUGUAUACAAUGGAAUGAAAGAUUUUACUACAACGUACAAUGAUAUAGAAACUUGUCAGAAAAAGUUAGACGAGGCACUCAGUCAUUUGCAAGUAAUCGUAUUAAAACAUGGUUCUUUUUCGUUAAAAUAAUAUUAAGUUCUUUUUUUUUUUUCUUUUUAUAAAUAUGUAAUAUAUAAGUGCUCUUAUUAUUUUUAAGUUACAUAAAGUUUUCAAUAAAAAUUAAUAUUUUCUUA